Adineta steineri is the source of this 4593-nucleotide messenger RNA. The record is from the annotation of a GenBank genome assembly. NCBI's taxonomy places the organism in Eukaryota, Metazoa, Rotifera, Eurotatoria, Adinetida, Adinetidae.
AUGGAUAAUUGUAAUAAUGAACAAGUUCGUGUACUCAUUCUAAAUGAAAAUGGAGAUAAAAGUAAAGAAUUAUUUCGAUUAAAAAAAGGAUGGAUUGUUCAAAUAGUUUUAUCAUCAAAUUUAUCAUGUAAAAAUGUUCGAAUAUUUACAAAUAUUUGUUUGAAUGAAAAUGAUGAAUUUCAACGUUUAAAUUAUAAAGAAUUAAAAUGGAUUUGUCCAUCGAAUAGAAAAUGUGAUGAUUCAAAUCGUUAUAUUUAUAUUCAAUUUAAGAAAUCUGGAACAUUUCAUUAUUAUUUUACAAUUGAUGGAACAACUAUUAAAGAAAAUGUAAAUGGUGAAGGUUAUUUUCAAAUCGAACCAUAUUUAGUUUUAAAUGAUUCUAAUAAUGAAACCUUAGAAGAAGAUUGUAUAACAUGUCAAACAGUCUUAUCCAAAUGUUUAGGUCCGUUAUCCGAAUGGUUAUCACGUCUUGAAGUAACAUAUCAUUCAGGUUAUAAUAUAAUACAUUUAACACCAAUUCAAUUACUUUCAAAUAUAUCAAAUUCAUCAUAUGCAAUAAAAGAUCAUCAUAAAUUAAAUUCAAUAUUUAAUGGAACAUAUGAAGAAAUAAAACGAAUUAUUCAUCAUAUGAUUCAACAAUGGAAAAUAUUUUCAAUAACUGAUCUUGUUUAUAAUCAUGUUGCAAAUGAUUGUCAAUUACUUGUAGAACAUCCUGAAAUAUCUUAUAAUUUAAUAAAUUCUCCAUAUUUAAAAUCAGCAGUACUUCUUGAUUCAAUCUUAAUACAAUUUACUUGUGAUGCAAGUGAAGAUAAACUUUUAUCACAAGGAAUUCCAUCGGAAAUCAAAGAAGAACAUUUACAAUUAAUUCGAAAUUAUUUACUUAAUGAACAAAUUUCAAAAUAUAAUUUUUCAGAAUUUUAUAUUUGUGAUAUUGAUUUGUUAAUUGAACAAUUUCAAAAUCAUUUAUUAAAAUUAGAUCAUUGUCCAGAAAAAUGUUUGUACGAAAAUGAAGAAGAUCUUGUUAUUAAACAUGGAAAAUAUGAAAGAAUGAGAAGUUCAAUUGAUUUUAAUUUAGCUGAAAAAAUAUAUUUUUUUCAAAGAAAGAAUUUCAAAACUAAACAACAAUGGAUAAAUGCAGCAUGUGUUGAUUUACGUAAUCGUUUAAAAUUUUUAAAUAAUUUUCUUUGUGAAAAAUUAAAUGAAAAUUUAAAUCGAUCAAUAGAUAAUUGUCUUCAAUCAUGUCAUUAUCAUUUUUUUUCAUCUGAUGGACCGAAAUAUAAGAAAUUGUCAUUAUUGUCAACACCAUUUGUUCCAAAAUAUUUUUCUUAUCCAAAUCAAGAAUAUCUUCAUCCAGAUUUAAUUAAUCAACUAAUUCAAAAUGAUAUUCAUUAUCAAACUUAUGUUAUGGCUCAUAACGGAUGGAUAAUGAAUGAUGAUCCACUUAGAUGUUUUGCUGAUGAAGGUCAAGAAGUUUAUCUACGUCGAGAUUUAAUUCCAUGGUGUGAUUUAAUAAAAGUUCGUUUUGGUUCAAAGCGUGAAGAUUGUCCAAUAUUAUAUUCCUAUAUGAAAGAAUAUACACGAUUAAUUGCAACAACAUUUCAUGGUUGUCGUCUUGAUAAUUGUCAUUCAACACCAUUAUGGUUUGCACAAGAGAUGAUGGAUUAUGCAAGAGAAAUAAAUCCUAAUUUUUAUAUUAUUGCUGAAUUAUUUACAGGAAAUAUAAAUCUUGAUAAUUAUUUUAUAAAUCAUAUUGGAAUAAAUUCAUUAAUACGAGAAUCAUAUCGAGCAUUUGAUCCAUGUCAUUUAGGUCAAAUUGUAUCGUCAGUUAGUCAAGGAGAUUCAAUUGGUUCAUUUAUUCAAUCAAAUGUUCGUCCAUUAUUAUCAACAAAAUCUUAUUCAUGUUUUUAUGAUCAAACACAUGAUAAUCCAUCUGAAAUUGAAAGUAGAUCAGUUGAAGAUCUUCUUCCACGUUCAGCUUGUGUUUCAAUGGCUAAUUCUUCAAUUGGUUCAUAUAGAGGUUAUGAUGAAUUAGUUCCACAUUAUAUUGAUGUUGUUCAUGAAACAAGAUUUUAUGCCAAAUGGGGUUUUGAAAAACAACAAAUCAAUUCCAAAACUGCAUUAAUUUCAAUUAGAAAAGCUUUAAAUAGUUUACAUAUAGAACUUGCUCAGCAAGGUUUUAAUCAGUUAAUAGUUGAUCAAUUAAAUACAUCAACAUUAUUAAUAACUCGUCAUAAUAUUGAAAGACAUCAAUCUAUUCUAUUAAUAAGUCAUACAUCAUUUUUUGAAGUAAAUGAAAAAUGGGAAUAUAUAAGUCCAUUAUCAAUUGAAGGUAUUAUUGAUGAUAUUAUAUUAGAAGCAAUAAUAAAUCAUCCACAAGAUAAAGAACCAGUUAGAAAUUUUCAAAGAUCAAAUGAUUAUAUAAAUGGACUUGAACAUACAAAAAUUUAUUUUAAAGAAAAUCUUUCAAUAGAACAAAGUCAAUGUAUUUGUUUAACAUCACCAAAUUCUCCUGAUUAUACUGGUUAUCGUACAAUUGAAUUUACAGAUCAUUUUCGUCCUGGUUCAAUAAUUAUUUUACAAAUUUCACUUCUUCCACAAAUUUAUGAAUCAAUAAAUAAUUUAAAAGAAUUAAUAAAACAAUUUACAAAUUCAUCAAGUCAAUUUAAUAAAAUAAUAAAAGAAUUAACAUUAAUUGAUCUUGAACGUAUUCUUUAUCGUUCAUCUGAUGAAGAACAAGCUGAUGGAAAAGGUUUUGAUGUUUAUUUAAUACCUGAUUAUGGGAAAUUAAAUUAUUGUGGUCUUCAAGGUAUUAUGUCUGUUUUAGAAAAAAUUCGUUUACAUAAUCAACUCAAACAUCCUCUGAUUAACAAUUUAAAACAAGGAAAUUGGUUAAUGGAUUAUAUUUCUAAUAGACUUAAAAUUCAUCCAAAUACCAAACAGUUAGGUGAAUGGUAUGAAAAUGUAUUUAAUAAUAUUAAAUGUUUAUCACGUGUAAUGAUUCCAUCAUAUUUUGAUUUAAUAAUAACGAAAUCUUAUACAAUAUUAUUAGAACAUGGAUGGUCAUUAAUGAGUCCAUUUAUAAAACAAUCAUCAACAUUUAUUCGUGCACUUGCAUUAUCAUCGGUUCAAUUAAUAAGUAUUGUUCCUAAUGCACGUUUACCAUUUUUAUCACCAAAUUUACGAGAACCUCGACCAAAUGAAGAUCAAGAUGAACAAACAUUUGAACGUGUUCAACAAUGUCCAUCAUUAGCUGCAGGUUUUCCACAUUUUGGUGCUGGAAUAUGGAGAAAUUGGGGACGAGAUACAUUUAUAUCAUUACGUGGUCUUCUUCUUUUAACUGGAAGAUAUAAAGAAGCUCGUUAUUUAAUUUUAUCAUAUGGUGGUUGUCUUCGUCAUGGUUUAAUACCAAAUUUAUUAGGUGAUGGAAAAACUGCCCGUUAUAAUGCACGUGAUGCUGUUUGGUGGUGGUUAUAUUCAAUAUCAUGUUAUACAAAAAUAGUACCAAAUGGAUAUGAAAUACUUUCAGAUAAAAUUUCACGUUUAUAUCCAACAGAUAAUAGUCCUAUGCAAUCAAGUGGUUUACAUGAUCAAUUAUUAUUUGAUGUUAUUCAUGAAGUUCUUUUACGACAUCUUCAAACCUUAACAUUUCGAGAACGUGGUGCUGGACCUUUAUUAGAUUUAAAUAUGAUGGAUCAAGGUUUUAAUAAUCAAAUUGGUAUUGAUGAAAAAACUGGUUUUGUUUUUGGAGGAAAUCAAUGGAAUUGUGGAACAUGGAUGGAUAAAAUGGGUUCAAGUGAUAAAGCACAAAAUAAAGGUUAUCCAGCAACACCACGUGAUGGUUCAGCAAUUGAAUUAGUUGCUUUAUGUCGAUCUAUAUUAGCAUGGCUUAUUCAAAUGAAUAAAGAAAAAUAUUAUCCUUAUGAUUCUAUUGAAAUAGUAUCACCUUCGACAGGAAAAAAAUGUCGAAUAUAUUUAAAUGAAUGGUUAAAUCGAAUUGAUGAAAAUUUUGAAAAAGAAUUUGGGAUUGAUGAAACAAAUUUAUCGAAAUAUGUUAAUAGAAAACAAAUUUAUAAAGAUACAAUUAAUUCAACAUGUAAAUGGACUGAUUUUCAAUUCAGACCGAAUUUUCUUAUUGCUGCUGUUGUUGCACCAGAAAUGUUUGAUAAAAAUCAUAUAUGGUUAGCAUUGAAUCAAGUUGAAUUAAUUCUUCUUGGAAAAUAUGGAGUUAAAACACUUGAUCCCGAUGAUUAUAAUUACGUUGGUGAUUAUAUAAAUGAUGAUGAUUCAAACGAGUAUAAGAGAGCUCAUGGAUUUAAUUAUCAUAAUGGACCUGAAUGGUUAUGGUUAACUGGUUAUUAUAUUCGAGCUAAACUUUAUUGGUCAAAACAACAAAAUGAUCCAUUAAUUAUUAAACAAACAAUUGAACAUAUUCAAAAAAUACUUUCAUUACAUAUGGAAUUAUUAUUUUCAAAUGAUUGGAAAGGUUUACCAGAAUUAACCAAUGCUAAUGGACAAUUCUCUCCUUAUUCAUGUUCUGUACAAGCAUGGUCUUCUGCAACUCUUUUAGAGGCAUUAUAUGAUCUUACACAAUAA